Molecule: messenger RNA, 2799 nt
Organism: Theileria equi strain WA
Lineage: Eukaryota; Apicomplexa; Aconoidasida; Piroplasmida; Theileriidae
Exons: 1
Coding region: 1-2799 (932 amino acids)
Cellular component (GO): membrane
Molecular function (GO): lipase activity
Source: RefSeq, a predicted model, not a curated record
AUGGCGAGGACGUUUAUCUCGGCCCUGAUUUUUCUCUUUUAUGGGAAAUUGAUGGCCAGUGAAACCGGUCCACCAAAUUUUGCGCGAAGGGCCACUGAAGUUACUCUGGACAUAAAUAGCCCGGACCUUUCCACUUUUGAAAUGUUUAAUCUAAAGCCACAUAAUAUAGAGACACCAUCAUAUACAGCAAAGUCUGAUUGUUUUAUAGAAAAGGUGGUAGAAGGAGAUGCUACCAUCUGUGAAUGUUGUCCAAAGAGAGCAUUCGUCAAAGUCACACAUUGUUUUAUAAAAGAUCUAUUUGAUCUUAUCCAUGUAUAUACUAUAGGUUUAAAUGGGACAAAGAAUGUCCGCUAUUUUCUCAAGAAGGAUGGUAAGUGGUCUUCUCUCAAAGAAGAGGAAUUCUAUGACCACUUUAAUGCACUCUCGAUCAUUAAUCAUGAUUUUGACAAGAAGACCUUCAAACUUGAUGAAGGAAAAAGCGACUGGAACUUUUAUAUUAAUGAGUCUCCCAAGUCCCCCUUUGCAGUUUAUGGAACCAGAAGUACGACUAGGGUUACCAAGAUUGUUACUACAAGAUACACUGGUACCACAAUAUGGAAGAGAGAGAAUGAUGAAUGGUGUACCAAACUCACCUUUUAUCCCAGAGAGGGAGAUCAUAAACUCCUCUGGAUAGUCACCAAGGACCCAUAUGAGAAUGAGAAUAUCCUCUACUACUCCAAGAUGAGUGGGUCAUGGAAGUCUGUUGACAAGAAUGGGUAUCUGGAAGACUUAGCCAAGGCUGGAUUUGACAGGUCAACCUUCAAUGAUAGGGUUACCCUGGACAUAUCCAAUGUAGACGACCAACUCUUCUUCAUUGACAAAUACCAAGUUGACAUUGUAGUAGAAAACAGACACCACGUCCUUCCGGGAUUUAGAAUUAACAAGGUAGUGCAGGGUAAGGAUAUCAUCUGGGAGUCUUCAGAUGACAGAUUCUCUAUCCACUUUAGUUUCCAUGGUAUAGGUGAUGACACCUCACUUGGUGCUCUAUUUACCACGAAUACUAAAAAGGAGCACAAGAUCAUUUACCUCAGAAAAUUGAAUGGAAAGUGGGUGACUAUCACCAAGGAUGAAUACGAGGACAUUUUGGCCGGUAGGAAUAAUCCAAUUUACACUCAUGAAUCUACUGGUAAAAUUGUAAUGAGCAGUUUUAAGAAUAAGCAAGGUAUAAAGAUUGCAACAUAUGCCUCCAGAGUUGAAGAUGCCAAAGCAGACAUUCUUCUUGUCCAUGGAGCUCGUUCACAUCUCACGUCAGACUUUCUCACAUUUAACAUGGACUGGAACUAUGAGCGUUAUGGCUUCGAGAUAUUCCCCUAUUGCAGUAUUUUUGAUGAACCAGUAACUGUCAAGAAGGUAUCAAAUGCAGAACGCUAUAGAUCUUACUUUGAGUACAAGACCCUAGAAGGAAUGAACCCGCUAGAUAUUCUUCACAGGUCUCAGUAUAAGGGCACAUUCAUAGAGGCUCUUAAUAGACUUGGGUAUAAUGUCUAUAGUUAUGACCAUCAAUCACAUGGUUUUUCUGAAUCCAAGACUGAACGAAGAUGUCAUGCUGAGAAAUUCAUGGAUUAUAUUUAUGAUUUACUUCAGUUUGUAAGUAUAAUGAGGAGGGGUAAAUUUGGAUAUCCUAAUGAAAAGUGGGAUGAGAAGGUAGUCUUCAAGAGUCACACCACUGAUAAAAAGACAUUCUUGUUCGGAUUUUCACUGGGUGGAAACGUGGUAGUAAGAGCUGUGCAAGAAUUUAACAAGGAGAUAAAGAAUCCAAAAGCUAAAUUUGUAGAUGGUCUAGUUGGCUUUUCUACCAUGCUUAAUGUUGAUCCAUACCUUGAUGUGUGGUACAAACAAGUAGCAAGACCAUUUGAAGAGGGUAUCGCAUGGAUGGAUCCAAAAUCAAAGAGUCCAUACCAAUAUCCAUAUAACAUUGCUCUCCACUUUGAAAGAUUUGCCGAUUAUCAUACUGACAUUAUUUAUUAUAGUGAUCGAUACACUAGAAAUAUGGCGAUGUCUCCUUUUAGUGCAUGCAGAAGGGCUAUGAAAGAUCAUAGGAAACAGUUUUAUCCAAAAGAUCAGCCAACACUACUUGUGCAUACUAUUGAUGAUAACCACUGUGACGUAAAGGGUCCAAGGAAGAUGGUUAAUAAGAGACUCAAGGAAAGUAAGGUUGCAAAACUCGUAGAAUGGAAAGGAUGUGGACACCAUAUGGCUGCUAUUCAACUCAUUCCUAUCUUGGUACCAUUGUUGGAAAAGUGGCUACAUGAACACUUUCCAGAUAAAGCGAGUGGAGCUAAACCCUUACAGGUUCCCUCUAAUGUUAAAGAGGGAGAACCCGCAGUACCCGUUCAGUCUAACCUCCGCCAUGUUGCACCCAAAGAAGUCGUUCAACAACUAGAAGGAACUACUCUUGACCUCUCUUCUCCCAGUCCUUCCCUGUUUACCAUAACAGACCAUGUACUUUAUGGAGUGAAUCAUAGAGCUUUUGUUCCCAAGGAUGGAUCUUCUCUAGUAUCAGUGGUUGAUAACGGAGAUACGCUUUGGACUGCUACAGACACUCAAGAAGGAUGUACAGGUGCCUACCUAUUCUCCAGGGAAGGGUACCCCUCUCUUCUCAGUGUCUAUACAAGGGGUGCCGGAGAUGAGACCUUUUGUUUUGAAAAGGAUGCUGGAGCAUGGAAGAAUGUGGACAAGAGAUACUUCGAAGAUAGGCUCCACUCAAUGAAGGACCUUUCUGCACCUGCUGGUGAGAAGCAUACGGAGAGAGAUACAUGA